Pyrus x bretschneideri (Chinese white pear) is the source of this 3696-nucleotide messenger RNA. RefSeq names its product calcium-transporting ATPase 2, plasma membrane-type. Gene Ontology annotation, biological process: calcium ion transmembrane transport. Gene Ontology annotation, molecular function: ATP binding; calmodulin binding; ATP hydrolysis activity. Gene Ontology annotation, cellular component: membrane; intracellular membrane-bounded organelle. Lineage: Eukaryota; Viridiplantae; Streptophyta; Magnoliopsida; Rosales; Rosaceae. The record is from RefSeq and is a predicted model, not a curated record.
UAAGAGGAAGAAGACGAAGAAGCGCUAUUAGCUCUCAAGCCACGCAAUUCCCACCAAAAUUUCGGAUCCUCAGUCGUUCUUCCUCCUCUCCGUUUUUUCGUAUUUUCCGUACACAAAUGCACAGAGAAGAAGAAAACAAAUCCCAUUUUCUUAUUUUCUCAGGUCCCCUCCUCACUGUCUCUCCUCUUUCCGAGAAAUGUUACUGAAACUUCCUUUUCUCAAAAGCGCUUUUCCUACGCGUUUCGCUCUACAUAUAUAUGCCUGUGUGUUUAAUCUGUAGGAGGAGGUUGUGAUAAAAAGAAUAAAAUAUAAUUAAUUGCUUGGAUAAGAAAGUGAAAGAAAGGUAGUUAAAUUAGUUGGUCGAUGGAGAGCUAUUUGCAAGAGUUCGGGGAAGUGAAGCCGAAGGGUUCGUCUGAAGAAACGUUGCAGAAAUGGAGGAACCUUUGCAGCGUUGUCAAGACCAAACGGCGGUUUCGCUUCACUGCCAAUCUUUCCAAACGUUUCGAGGCUGCUGCUAUGCGCCGUACCAAUCAGGAGAAACUGAGGAUUGCUGUUUUGGUUUCUAAAGCUGCAUUUCAAUUUAUUCAAGGUGUGCAGCCAAGCGACUACGUCGUACCCAAGGAAGUUACGGACGCAGGUUUUCACAUUUGCGCUGAUGAACUGGGAUCCAUUGUUGAAGGCCACGAUGUAAAGAAGCUAAAAUUUCAUGGCGGAGUAAGUGGCAUCGCAGAAAAGAUCUCCACAUCAGUAAAAGAUGGGCUCAACACCGAAUCAGACUUGCACACUCGAAGACAGGAGAUUUAUGGAAUCAAUAAAUUUACCGAGAGUGAGCAACGGGGUUUCUUGAUAUUUGUUUGGGAAGCCCUUCAGGAUAUGACUCUUAUCAUCCUCGGAGUGUGUGCAUUCGUGUCUUUGGUAGUUGGGAUAGCAAUGGAAGGGUGGCCAGUUGGAGCACAUGAUGGACUUGGAAUCGUUGCGAGUAUCCUGUUGGUUGUUCUUGUAACAGCAACGAGUGAUUACCGCCAAUCGUUGCAGUUUAAGGACUUGGACAAGGAGAAAAAGAAGAUUGCGAUGCAAGUAACAAGAAAUGGAUAUAGGCAGAAAAUGUCAAUCUAUGAUUUACUGCCUGGCGAUAUUGUGCAUCUUUCUAUUGGAGACCAAGUGCCAGCAGAUGGGCUAUUCGUAUCAGGAUUUUCCGUGUUGAUUGACGAAUCAAGCUUAACUGGUGAGAGUGAGCCAAUAAUGGUAACUCCUGAAAACCCUUUUCUUCUUUCGGGGACUAAGGUCCAAGACGGGUCAUGCAAGAUGAUGGUUACAACGGUUGGGAUGAGAACCCAGUGGGGUAAAUUGAUGGCGACUCUAAGCGAAGGUGGAGAUGAUGAAACCCCACUGCAGGUGAAGCUGAAUGGAGUGGCAACCAUUAUUGGAAAGAUAGGCCUUUUAUUCGCCGUUGUGACUUUUGCAGUUAUGGUGCAAGGAUUGUUUAGUCGUAAACUGGCUGAGGGGACACACUGGAGCUGGAAUGGAGAUGAUGCAAUGCAGAUGCUGGAAUUCUUUGCUGUUGCAGUUACAAUUGUUGUUGUUGCUGUCCCUGAGGGGCUGCCGCUGGCUGUGACAUUGAGCCUUGCCUUUGCCAUGAAGAAGAUGAUGAAUGAUAAAGCACUCGUUCGCCAUCUGGCAGCUUGCGAGACUAUGGGAUCAGCCACAAAUAUUUGCAGUGACAAAACUGGGACGCUAACAACCAACCGCAUGACCAUUGUAAAAUCAUGCAUUUGCAUGAAUGUCAAGGAGUUGAGCAAUCCCAAUGAGGCCUCUAGCUUAUUCUCUGAUCUUCCGGAAACUGCUAAGAAACUUUUGCUAGAAUCAAUCUUUAACAACACUGGCGGAGAAGUUGUGGUUAACAAAGCUGGAAAGUAUGAGCUGUUGGGAACACCUACAGAUACAGCUUUGUUGGAACUUGGCUUGUCAGUAGGUGGAAAUUUCCAAGCAGCGGGACAAGCUUCUAAGCUUGUUAAAGUCGAGCCAUUCAACUCAACGAAGAAACGGAUGGGGGUAAUCUUGGAGCUUCCUGAAGGAGGUCUGAGAGCGCACACCAAAGGUGCCUCAGAAAUAGUUUUGGCCAGCUGCGACAAGGUGAUUACCUCAAAUGGCGAUGUUGUUCCCCUUGAUGAAGCAUCCCUCAACCAUCUCAAAGUUACUAUUGAGCAAUUUGCUUGCGAGGCUCUUCGAACUCUAUGUCUUGCGUAUACAGAACUAGAAACUGGUUUCUCUCCAGAGAAUCCCAUUCCUGUUUCUGGUUUUACUUGUAUAGGAAUUGUGGGAAUUAAGGAUCCUGUUCGUCCCGGUGUCAAGGAGUCUGUUGCAAUUUGCCGUUCAGCUGGCAUUACAGUAAGAAUGGUUACUGGAGACAAUAUAAAUACUGCAAAGGCUAUUGCAAGAGAAUGUGGGAUUCUCACCGAUGAUGGCAUAGCCAUUGAAGGUCCGGAGUUCAGAGAGAAGAAUCAGGAAGAAUUGCUUUCUCUGAUUCCUAAAAUUCAGGUGAUGGCUCGAUCUUCACCUCUUGACAAGCAUACAUUGGUGCAGCACUUGCGGACCACAUUUGAUGAAGUUGUUGCUGUCACCGGUGAUGGAACAAACGAUGCCCCAGCGCUGCACGAGGCAGAUAUUGGACUAGCCAUGGGGAUUGCUGGAACUGAGGUGGCCAAAGAGAGCGCUGAUGUUAUAAUUCUGGAUGAUAAUUUCUCCACCAUCGUAACAGUGGCGAAAUGGGGACGUUCGGUUUACAUCAACAUUCAAAAAUUUGUGCAAUUCCAGCUGACGGUUAAUAUAGUUGCAUUGAUCGUGAAUUUCUCCUCUGCUUGCUUGACAGGGAGCGCUCCUCUCACAGCUGUGCAGCUAUUGUGGGUUAACAUGAUCAUGGACACAUUAGGCGCCCUUGCUCUUGCAACUGAGCCUCCGAAUAAUGACCUAAUGAAGCGUCCGCCAGUUGGAAAGAGACAGAACUUUAUCACCAAUGUAAUGUGGAGGAACAUUCUGGGGCAGUCUUUCUAUCAGUUUACGAUGAUUUGGUUCCUUCAGGCAAAAGGAGAAGCAAUGUUUGGUCUAUACGGACCGGAUUCUCAUGUGAUCCUCAACACAUUGAUUUUCAACACAUUUGUGUUCUGCCAGGUUUUCAACGAAAUAAGCUCGCGAGAGAUGGAGGAAAUAGAUGUCUUCAAGGGCAUACUGGAUAACUAUGUCUUCGUCGCAGUCCUCAGUUUCACAGUUGUGUUCCAAAUCAUUAUUAUCGAGUUCCUGGGAAAAUUUGCAAGCACAGCACCCCUCUCCUUGGCACAAUGGUUCGUCACUGUAUUCAUUGGGUUUUUAGGGAUGCCGAUUGCUGCCGGAUUAAAGAUGUUUCCUGUUUGAUCAACAGAAGAUUUAGAGAAUAGUAAGACAACAAAAGAACAAAGUUAGGGAGCUUAGAAGCCUAUAUUGGGAAACAUUUCUCCGAAAAUUCCACAUCCUGCAAAGAUGCAUGAGAUGAUGAACAGAAUUAGCAGAUAUUAGCUAAUUAAGCCAAUGUCUUAUGUUUAACUGAAAAUUAGGAAUCCUUCAAGUUUGACAUGGUGAAACACAUGGUUGGUUGCCGGUCCUGUAAUUCGUCCACUGUAUUUUCUUAUCGACUUAUCGUUUAUGUAACUAUUUAACUAGUUU